Misgurnus anguillicaudatus (oriental weatherfish) is the source of this 4370-nucleotide messenger RNA. It is a transcript of the gene satb1b, whose product is annotated as SATB homeobox 1b. Gene Ontology annotation, biological process: regulation of transcription by RNA polymerase II; chromatin remodeling. Gene Ontology annotation, molecular function: DNA-binding transcription factor activity, RNA polymerase II-specific; RNA polymerase II cis-regulatory region sequence-specific DNA binding. The record is from RefSeq and is a predicted model, not a curated record. Lineage: Eukaryota; Metazoa; Chordata; Actinopteri; Cypriniformes; Cobitidae.
AUUUAAUUAAAGUUUCAUUUUUAUGUAAUUCUUAUCAUUAUUAAUAGUUUGGUUAACUCUAAAGCGCACUUUAUUUUGUUUUAGGUCCUUGUACGCCUGUCUUCCAUGUGAGCGCCUCUAUCCCGCACCACAGUCCGCGAGCUCCCAACUUCAGCGUUUACGCACGGUGACAGUUGCGUCUCCAUCAGCGAUCAGUGCCGUGGACGCGCUCCGGCUUUGGAUCUCUCAAGGUGGGGACGAAGUUAAACGAGCAUUCUGAACUUUUGGAUGGAACACGAGAGGUUUCGUGGAGACUGCUAACUUCUUAAAGGCGAGAGCUGUAUGAUAACCACAGUUGAUCAAAUCAUUUCUGCUCUGUGAAUCUGCAUGCCCUUCUGGAAGUUAGACUUUCUGUUGUUGGCUGCUAUGUGUGUGUGCCAGGGCUCUUGGCAGUGUCUGCACCUGUUGGCAGCAGGCAGGACCCUCCUGGCAAGGCCGGCAAAAAUUGUGCGAUGCUCUUGUACAAGUGCAGAGGAGAUUGCUGCUACAGCACGGCAACAUGGCGGCCACGCUUCGCUUCCCGCUGCGGUCGGCCAGUGUUUCCAUUUCAGGCCGAAGAGAAAAGGGGGAACGUCGUAGCUGCACAAUGCAUUCGUGAUGUUUUUGAUGUCGAAAUCAACAUUUCAGCAUCGAUGAUGGUGUCUGUAGUGAUGCGUGCUGUUAGAGCAUGGCACAAGCAACGGCAGCAUGGAUUUGAUUUCUACAAAGUGUGGACCUUAAGGCUGCUGUGAUCGUGAGUAGUGGUGCUGAGAACCAUGGAUCAUCUCAGCGAAACUUGUCUGGGGAAGGAGAACUGUGAGAUGGUCAACAAUAUGAAUGACACCAAGGCCCCUCCUGCUAAACUGGCCCGCCUAGAACAGAACGGAAGCCCGCUGGGCCGAUCUCGUCUAGGUAGCACUGGCACAAAACUCGCUGGUGUGCCCUUCAAACCCUCUGGACAUCACCUGAAGACCUGCCACAAGAGGGGUAACAUGCUGCCAGUGUUUUGUGUGGUGGAGCACUACGAGAGCCCGAUCGAGUUUGACAGCAAAGAGGAACAUGCCGAGUUCGUCCUGGUCAGGAAGGACAUGCUCUUCAACCAGCUCAUCGAGAUGGCCCUGCUCUCGCUCGGUUACUCGCACAGUUCGGCCGCACAGGCUAAAGGUAUGAUUCAGGUGGGCAAGUGGAACCCCGUACCGCUUUCCUACGUGACCGAUGCGCCCGACGCCACAGUGGCAGACAUGUUACAGGAUGUGUACCAUGUGGUCACGCUGAAAAUCCAGCUUCACAGUUGCCCUAAACUAGAAGACCUUCCACCAGAGCAGUGGACCCACUCUACAGUAAGAAAUGCCCUCAAGGAGUUACUCAAAGACAUGAACCAGAGCUCUUUGGCAAAAGAAUGUCCCUUAUCACAGAGUAUGAUUUCAUCAAUUGUUAACAGCACUUACUAUGCAAAUGUGUCUGCUGCGAAGUGUCAAGAAUUCGGACGCUGGUAUAAACAUUUCAAGAAGACAAAAGAUAUGAUAGUCGUGCGCCAGCCCUCCCAGCUGGAGGGCUACCUGGGGACGUGUGUCCUCCAUGACAGUCCACGUGCCACCACAUUAGCCGAAAUGGAUGGUCUAUCUGAUCUUUCACCACCUGGACCCAACCACCUCAGUUUUAGCCAGCAGCCCAUCCCGGGCAGUACCGCCGAGCAGCCGCCAUCUCCGGUGCCCCUGUCCCACACCAGUCAGGCUCCCAGCAGGGCCCAGCUGCCCGGCCUUCACCCCGGUUUGGUGUCCACACCCAUGAGCCCUCAGCUUGUGAGCCAGCAGAUCGUGAUGGCACAGAUCCUCAACCAGCAGUACGCCGUCAACCGCUUGCUCGCCCAGCAGUCUCUGAGCCAGCAGUACCUGAACCACCCGCCCGUCAAUCGUGCCCUGAACAAACCCCUGGAUACGCAGGUGUCCAACAACUCCGAGGUCUCCUUAGAGAUCUACCAGUGGGUGAGAGAUGAGCUGAAGAGGGCCGGCAUCUCACAGGCGGUAUUCGCCCGUGUGGCCUUCAACAGGACGCAGGGUCUUCUCUCUGAGAUUCUCAGGAAAGAGGAAGACCCCAAGACCGCGUCUCAGUCUCUCCUGGUCAACCUUCGAGCGAUGCAGAACUUCCUACAGCUUCCGGAGGCGGAGCGUGAUCGCAUCUAUCAGGACGAGAGGGAACGUAGUUUGACCGCUGCCUCUGCGAUGGGUCCCGCCCCCCUCAUUAGUUCCCCAGCGCCACGCCCUGCACAGCCCAGAAGAGAGGAGUGUAAUAAUGUAAGACCGGAAGACUGGAAUCCCAGAAUUCCAGUGGGGAUCUCUCCUGUGAGUGUAUACAGCAUGGUAAAGCCCAACUCUCUGUCAUCUGAGUGGAAUGGAAAAUCUGAAAGCUGUGUGUUAAAUAUCAACUCCUCCAUCUAUGAUGAGAUCCAACAGGAGAUGAAGAGAGCCAAAGUGUCUCAGGCCAUGUUUGCCAAGGUUGCUGCUUCAAAGAGCCAGGGUUGGCUUUGUGAGCUUCUGCGCUGGAAAGAAGAUCCGUCCCCGGAGAACCGCACGCUCUGGGAGAACCUCUCCAUGAUCCGACGGUUCCUCAGUUUGUCCCAAUCGGAACGUGACGCCAUAUACGAGCAGGAGAGCAACGGUGGGCAACAGCAUCACGCAGACAGACCCUCGCAUAUGAUGCACAUACCCACAGAUCCAAUGCAGGCUCAUCAACAGCCCCCCUCUCAGCUCCAGACACCUCUGCCCCUGCCACACCCAUCUCAGACUCCUCUAUCCCAGCAGCCCAUGCAGCAGCAGCAACAGAUGGGGCCACGGCUACCACCCCGACAGCCCUCCACGGCCUCGCCCGCAGAGACGGAGGACGACAACCGAAGCAAGAGUCGCCAAGGCAACCGCAUCUCCAUGGAGGCGCUGGGCAUCUUGCAGAGCUUCAUCCAGGACGUCGGCUUGUAUCCGGACGAGGAGGCCAUCCACACCCUUUCCGCACAGCUGGACCUGCCCAAACACACCAUCAUUAAGUUCUUCCAGAACCAGCGCUUCUACGUCAACCACGCCGGCAAGCUAAAAGAGACGCCCAUCGGCUUCCUAUCCAAUAACAACAACAACAACAAGGACGAGGGCCUAACGGACUUCAAAGAAGGCGAGCUUAUCACGGAGCUUGAUGAGAGCGUGCAGACCAACAGCUCCAUGUUCUCCAUUAAAAUGGAAGAGCACAUGGUGCCUGAAGCUCACGCUCCGUGUCAGGCCCAAACUGAGCAGGAGGCUAAAGAGUAACACUGGCCUCACGGACCUUUAAUUUGAUUCUAGUAUCUCUCUCUCUCUCUUGUUCUCUUUGACUCCGUCUGUGGUCCAUGGGCGAAACUGUAAGACUUUUUACACGAGACUGAAUUAUACAGAGGUCAUUCACCUUCACGAUUUUGUAAAGCGUGUAUUAUUUCACUGUAAAGACUCAUUUCAAUGAUCUGCACAAUAAACUAUGUAAAACAAACCCAACAAAAAAAAUCUUUACAGAAGGAACCAAGUUUACCAGAAACAUUUAAAUUUAGUCAUUAUUUACUCAGCCCAGUGUUAUUGCGAACCAGACUUUUUAACUUUUUGUAAAGAAUAUCCUGGUUGCUUUUUACAUUUCAUGAAAGUGAAUGGGGACUGAGGCUGUCAACCUAGAGUGAUCCAUAAUGACUUCGGAUACUGUGGAUAGUGCGUACUGAAUUAGAUGAAGUACAUACUCGUCGACUAUUAAAACAGUACAUGAAAUUCAUCAUCAUAACAACAAGCAGUGUUGGGGGUAACACAUUACAACUAACGUGCAUUACGUAAUAAUAUUACUUUUCUAAAGUAACGAAUAAAGUAACGCAUUACUUUAUAAAUGUACACAAUAAUAUCUUAGUUACUUUUUAAAAAAACUUAUGCGAGUUACUUUUCUAUGGAGCCCCUAAGGGGACAUGGAGCAAAAAUUAAAUAAAGUUUAGUUUCGCGUGCUCGCGUGAAUUUUUUCAAAAAAAUUCUGUACAUGAAGUUUUCGCGUGAGCACGCGAAACUAAACUUUAAAAAAAAUCUGCACAUGAAGGUUUCGCGUGAGCACAUGAAACUAUCGCAUGCGCAUGUGAAACUGUCGAGUUUAGUUUCGCGUGCUCACGUGAAACUUUUACGUGUGCGCGCGAUAGUUUCACGUGAACAUGCGAAACUAAACUUUUCAAAACAAAUUCUGUACAUGAAGUUUUCGCGUGUGCACGUGAAAGUGAAACUUUCAUGUGCAUGCGCGAUAGUUUCACGUGAGCACACGAAAAAAUUCUGCACAUGAAGGUUUCGCGUGAGCACAUGAAAGUAAACUUU